Messenger RNA from Pangasianodon hypophthalmus (striped catfish), 1367 nucleotides. It is a transcript of the gene agrp, whose product is annotated as agouti related neuropeptide. The record is from RefSeq and is a predicted model, not a curated record. Gene Ontology annotation, cellular component: extracellular region. NCBI's taxonomy places the organism in Eukaryota, Metazoa, Chordata, Actinopteri, Siluriformes, Pangasiidae. Bases 220 to 642 code for a protein of 140 amino acids. Gene Ontology annotation, biological process: hormone-mediated signaling pathway; positive regulation of feeding behavior; neuropeptide signaling pathway. Gene Ontology annotation, molecular function: neuropeptide hormone activity; type 1 melanocortin receptor binding. The transcript has 3 exons.
UGGUUUUACACUAGAUGUGUUACAUGUUGACAGAUAAUAAGUAACUUUAAAUAAUUUUGUAUCAAAACACAGUUUUUCCAAUUUCUACAGAUUGUAACUGACCAAACUAGCAUGAAGUCCUGAUUCUGAUUACUGUACUUUGCCUCUAAAACCUCAUCUCAAUCCAGUGGAUAGCCAGCUUGCUGACAGAGUGGAGGAAACGUUUGUGAAUCAGUGAUCAUGUUGAGUGUUGUGAUCUUCUGCUGGUUGAGUCUCAGUGCCGUCCGGGUGGCGUCAGGUCUCGUCCACACUAACCGCAUGGAGGUCUCGCACCCGAGUCUGAGGAGGACAGAUACCUCGUUUUUCCCUGACAUCACUGUGCAAGAUUCAGGUCCUGCAGUGGACACAGUACAACUUAGAAUUGAUUCAGUUGAAGAACAGCUGAUGGUGGAUCCUGUUUCCUAUGAUGAGGACAUGGCAGAUGCAGUACAGCUCCAGAGGAGAGGCACACGUUCACCAGGCCGCUGUAUUCCACACCAACAGUCAUGCCUGGGCCACCAGCUGCCCUGCUGCGACUCGUGUGAUACGUGCUACUGCCGCUUUUUCAAAGCUUUCUGUUACUGCCGCAGCAUGGACCACACCUGCAAACACAGACGCGCCUAGCACUCACAACACUGGCCCUGCAGGAGGCUGGGUUAAAGAUGAUAUGCGGGUGUGAAAAUGAAACCUUAUGCCAAUGCACAUUUCUCAGUAUGCACAAGAAUCCAUGAUGGUACUGCUUUACAUUAAAGUGCCCUGAACCAACAUUGAACAAACCAUGAACUUAACACUCAUUAACACUUAUCAUUUUUAAAAUAAUGAACCAGCACCUACAUUAACCAAUGUUAAUCAGGAGUCCAAAAUAAUGGAUUAAUUGCCACUUAACUGACAAACGUCUUAAGAGAUGCUGAAUAGUGGAUUUGAAUAUGUACACUUGAAAACUAAAGUUUAGGUUAUUAUCAACAAUGCUCUAACAUCCAUUAAUACAUUGUGUUACCUGGUUUAUUUGUUAAUAUUUCAUAUGGUUUAUUAAUGCUGAAGUUUAUGAUUUGUUCAUGUUAACUAAUGCAGUAAAUAAUAUUAUUAUAUAAAGGAAACCUUAAUGUGAAGUGUAACAUUCAUGAUUAACAUGCAAAGAUAUAAAUUUACAAAACCUUACAGGCAUAAACUCAGAGAUCCUCAGUGCAACAAGUAGACAACAAUGACUGUGCAUUGUUGUAAUUGUUUAUACAUGUACAAAUAUAUGUGAAAAUGGUGUGUUUUUUAUGUUAUUAAAACCAUAGCAAAUUGGUAUGCAUUAUUAUUUAUAAUGUUGCAAAACCUAUAUAAUUGUGUGUCAUUAAUAAAUA